This is a messenger RNA of Myodes glareolus (Bank vole), 5738 nucleotides long. NCBI's taxonomy places the organism in Eukaryota, Metazoa, Chordata, Mammalia, Rodentia, Cricetidae. The record is from RefSeq and is a predicted model, not a curated record.
GAUUGGUUAGGAGGCUACAAUAUAAUCCGGGCACAACCUCUCCCCCUUGGAAUCUGUAUUUACGAGGUUUCCUUCUUUCCUGGCUGAACGUGCUGAAGCCCGGCAGAGUACCUUGUGAAAGACUUCAGCCCCCACAGUCCUCUGUGUGCGCAUGCCCACUCUUCUUACAGUUGUCAAAGUGCUUUUCCAGAGCGGUCACAUAAUCAACCCGAAAGAAGAAAUAAAUACUGUUCAUUUUUCAAUUUUAUCGCUCUUUAAAAACUGGACACUUAAAGCUGCGCAAACCAUGCAGGAUGAUUUACUGAUGGACAAAAGCAAAACCCAGCCCCAGUCUCAGCAGCAGCAGCGGCAGCAGCAGCAGCAGCAGCAGCAACAGCUCCAGCCCGAGCCCGGCGCAGCCGAAGCCCCGUCCACGCCCCUCUCCUCAGAGACCCCCAAGCCCGAAGACAGUAGCGCGGUGCCGGCCCUCAGCCCCGCCUCGGCCCCGCCAGCCCCCAACGGCCCAGACAAAAUGCAGAUGGAGUCGCCGCUCCUGCCGGGCUUGAGUUUCCAUCAGCCCCCUCAGCAGCCACCGCCACCGCCGCAGGAGCCCGCGGCGCCCGGAGCGUCGCUGUCACCGUCCUUUGGCAGCACCUGGUCCACGGGCACGACGAACGCGGUGGAGGACAGCUUCUUCCAGGGGAUCACCCCGGUCAACGGGACCAUGCUCUUCCAAAACUUUCCGCACCACGUCAACCCGGUCUUCGGAGGCACCUUCUCCCCACAGAUCGGCCUGGCACAGACCCAGCACCACCAGCAGCCGCCGCCGCCCGCGGCGUUCACGCUCUGGUGCGUGUUCCAGCCGUCCUCAUCUUCGGCCGCUGCGGCCGCUGCUGCCGCGGCCGCCGCCUCCUCGGCCUCGUCCAGCUGGAACACGCACCAGAGCGUGAACGCCGCCUGGAGUGCCCCGUCCAACCCGUGGGGUGGCCUACAGGCCGGCCGGGACCCUCGCCGCGCUGUUGGCGUGGGCGUGGGCGUGGGUGUAGGGGUACCCUCCCCGCUUAACCCCAUCUCGCCGCUCAAAAAGCCCUUCUCCAGCAAUGUGAUCGCGCCACCUAAGUUCCCUCGUGCGGCCCCGCUCACCUCCAAAUCCUGGAUGGAGGAUAACGCUUUCCGAACCGAUAAUGGUAACAAUCUGUUGCCUUUUCAGGACCGGAGUAGGCCCUAUGACACUUUUAACUUGCACUCCUUGGAGAACUCCUUAAUGGAUAUGAUAAGGACUGACCAUGAGCCUCUGAAAGGACGCAUGGGAAUAAAUUUUCAUCAUCCAGGAACCGAUAACAUUAUGGCACUUAACACCAGGAGCUAUGGGCGGAGACGAGGUCGGUCUUCUCUCUUUCCCUUUGAAGACGCCUUCUUGGAUGACAGCCAUGGCGAUCAGGCUUUAUCCUCUGGCUUAAGUUCUCCCACUCGAUGUCAGAAUGGGGAGCGAGUGGAACGCUACUCUAGAAAGGUGUUUGUUGGAGGCCUUCCUCCUGACAUCGAUGAAGAUGAGAUCACUGCCAGCUUUCGCAGAUUCGGACCUCUCGUGGUAGACUGGCCUCAUAAAGCAGAGAGCAAGUCAUACUUCCCUCCUAAAGGCUAUGCCUUCCUGCUGUUCCAGGAAGAAAGCUCAGUGCAAGCUUUGAUAGAUGCCUGCCUAGAAGAGGAUGGGAAGCUGUACCUGUGUGUGUCCAGCCCCACCAUCAAGGAUAAGCCGGUGCAAAUUCGACCGUGGAACCUAAGUGACAGUGACUUUGUAAUGGAUGGUUCUCAGCCUUUGGACCCCAGAAAAACUAUCUUUGUUGGGGGAGUUCCACGACCCCUUCGAGCUGUUGAACUGGCAAUGAUAAUGGACCGUUUGUAUGGUGGUGUUUGCUAUGCUGGCAUUGACACAGAUCCAGAGCUGAAGUACCCCAAAGGUGCUGGGCGUGUUGCGUUCUCCAAUCAGCAGAGCUACAUUGCAGCCAUCAGUGCACGCUUUGUGCAGCUUCAACACAAUGACAUUGACAAACGGGUGGAAGUGAAACCGUAUGUGCUGGACGACCAGAUGUGUGACGAGUGCCAGGGCACGCGCUGCGGUGGGAAGUUUGCCCCAUUCUUCUGUGCCAACGUCACCUGUCUGCAGUACUACUGUGAAUACUGCUGGGCUAGCAUCCACUCCCGAGCCGGCCGCGAGUUCCACAAACCGCUGGUGAAGGAGGGAGGCGACCGCCCUCGGCACGUCCCGUUCCGCUGGAGCUGAGCGCCAGGCAGACCCAGCUACAAGUACUGGAGUAGGAUCACAAGGAGGAAGAGAGGGCACUGCCUCAGGGCUCACGGUGUUCUGGAAAUCUGUGCAUUCGUUCUCGAUUUUUAAAGAAGAAAUGGGUCUUUUUAUUAUUAUUAUCAUUUACAGUCCAUAUUACUGAACUCAGCGUCCAGUAUAAUGCAGAAUCGCAGAGUGUGUAACGGUACCCAUUUGCACUUUGACUCACAACUUGUCUGCUUGGUACCUUGAUUUCUUACACCUGAUCUGUCACCUCCACAGUACGUAGACUGCCAUUCUCAUCAGCGGCCGUCAGGUUGACAUCUGUGACUCUUUGUUUGAUGUUGUGUCGUUGCUCUGACUGGUUUUGAACUGGAGCAUGCACUUAUUUUCAGAGAUUUAGAGAGUCGCCCCUAGGACAAGACUUACCAAAGGUCCCACGUGUAAGUAGAGGCCGACGUAGCAAACACUUUACAAUCAGCAAUCAGUAGUGGGGGUCACGUAGAGUAAGGCUAGCCCUUCAUGAAAAUAAGCCUGUAGUUGCUCUGUACUCUGACAUGUACGGAUACCUCACAAGCUGGAUCUUUCAUUUUCCUUCAUGUUUGAUUUUUGUUUUGCUGAGGAUUUGGGUUAGAUGUUUUAGUGUUAUGUAAAUUUAUGCUGCAAUAGCUUUUGCUGCUAUUAAAAUGAUAUUGUUGAUACCAUAAUACUCUAUUCAGGCUAAGGUAUCAAUUAAAAACAAAAACGAGAACCCAACAACACACUUUCAUGGUUUAGGGAUAGAGCAAGCUGCUGGAGGAGAUCAGAAGAGACCAGAGAGAGCCAGCGGAGGCCGCCGUUCCUGACUGCAUGUUUACUUAAUGCGGUUGCUGCAUGCAAUAAAUUUUAUAUCCAAUGUCUAGUAUAAAACCUUCCCACAAUGCACAAAUUAAGAAUCUAUAUAAGCUAUAAAAUACUCAUUUUUUAAACAUUUUUUUCAUUCAAAAGAAUUGGUAAUCGGUGGGAGGAAGGCAUGCCUCAAUGGGUGGAAUGUCCGUGGACAGGAAGAGCCCAUAACAGGACGACCAUUACUCACCAAUAGAACACCUAGGUGUAGGAUACUCUUACAGCAAACCUGUGGGUGGUAGAUGAAGUGCUGCGGUGCUGUUAUAUCUUGUGCAAUUUAUUUUAUAUAGUAAAGUGAUUAUGUCUAACUGUGAUCAAAUGUCACUGUUGAAAGCCUCUGUGUCAGACAUUAGUGGACGUGACCAUUCAUAGCUGGUACAUUGUUAACUCCUGAGCUCUGGGUUACGCCCUCGUAAUGCUCACCCCACUUUACACAGCUUCAGAUCUUGUCCAGAAAGCCAAAGAGCUCGUCUUUGCUCUAAAACACUAAGAAUGUACAGAAUCUAGAAAUAAGCUGUCAGGUUGACACUGCGGCACACAUCUUUAAAAAGCCACGUAAGGGUGAUGCUAAAGCAACGUCUGAGUGAGAUGGGCUGAGCAGUCGCGGCCUUCGGUGUGAGUCACAAACUUCAGGUCCCUGGAUUCACCUGGAAAGCCUGCUGGACAUUGUUUUAGUAUUCACUCCUGGGCUGCAGAGAGGAAUAGAAACACACACGGUGAUUGCAAGACUGUAAAGCUUUUAAUCCCUUCUUUAUUUGUUCUGAAUUCUGGGGACAAUCUGACUGGAUGUCACACUGCAGAGUAGAUCUAAGUCACUGUUUUUUGUGCUGUGAUUUCCUGUACUGUCUUAAAGUUAGUGUUGCCUGGUUUUUGUUGUAGUUUGUUUUUUGUUUCUCCAGUGUUGAGUUGUGAAUACUGGCUCUCCAGCUACAGUUUGUUUUCAAAAAGAGGAGAAAAAAAAUAGUUUUUUACUGAAUUAAAAGAUGCCUAUUAGAACCCUCCCCCUUGGGGUUUUCUCUGGGCCUUUUGGUAAUAAUUGCUUUUCUGCAGCCCAGAUGUGGUUUCGUUUUGUUUUGUUCCUUUUUUUCUAUGUUUGUGUUUUCCUUUUUUUCAUCUGUAUGGGAAAUUUUGUUAUGCACUACUACUUUUAUAUUCUAGAACGUUUUCAAGAGUUGGCUGAUGAUUUUUGUUUGUUUGUUUUUAAGGAAAAGGCAUGCUUUCUGACUGACCUGAUCUUUUGCAAUACCUCAAUUUUGAAAUAUAGGAAAGAAAAUGAUAUUUUCUAAGUAAGUUUAUUCAGAAAAUAUAUAUUAAUUUAAUUCUGCAAGAAAAUGAUUUAACAGAUGGGUAACUUUAUUUUUUUCAUGCUUAUUUGUGUUUUUUGAAAAUGAAGAAGUUAGAGCUUUAUAACUAUAAUAUUAAAGAUCAUAUCUAACCUACAGAAAUCUACCUAAUUAUGUGAAAGAUGCAAAUGUUUGGAAGAAGCUCCCCUCUUUCAUGUUCUAUAACAACCCUGAGCUCUAGAGAAGCUGGGAGACUGGGCAGCGUGAACUAGUGCGGAGGGAGACCAGGCUGUGAGAGAGACUCCAUCAUUGCUGGGAGUUGUGACUUAGGUGACGGAACUACUUUCCCUUGAUUUGUAUAUUUAUAUCAAGUGUUGAUUGUGCGGCUGACCAGGAUUGUGAAAGAGUUCUUCUGUUUGUAUUUUUUUAAAGAGAACUUUUUUAGUUUAUUAAAUUAUAACAUGUUCCCUUUUGUUUUUGUAAAUAAAUGUGCCCCCCCCAAGUUCUUAAUGUUAUAUUAAAAGAGAAGGUCCUUCAAAAAAAUUAUUUUUUAAAACACAGAGGUGUUCUGCCCUGCAACUUGACUGGGAAGCCCCUGGUAACACAGGCCCUCCGUGGCCUUCCUUGCUGGGACACUUGAACUGGUGGACUUUUGAAGGCUGUACUAACCUCGAUUCUUUGUUGUUACGUGCAAUACUGUUUGUACUGUUUGUAUAAAAAAUAGAAAAAAAAGAAAAGAAAAAAGGCAUAAAUCUUUAUUGCAGAUUUAUUUUCAUUGCAGACUUUAGACAUUGUGACUCACAGGACACUCAUUUUCUACUGUCAAGCGCGUACCUCUUCCUCAUGCUGGUAUUUUUUCAAUAGUGACGUAGCCUUUGUACUGAGACAAAUUUUCAUUGUUAUUUUUAGAAAGAUUUUUUGCUAAGAAAAAAAUUAAACAUAUUUACAUAUUUUUCAUUUUAUUUCGUAUUUUCUUUAAGGAGUGCUUUCUCAAUCAUUACUAGAGUUGUUUCUGGGAGGGACUUUCAUAUCUGGUCAACGUCAUAAUAUUAUUUUGUAUUUUUACUUGGAAUAAAUUAAUUUUAUGAUGCUAAUUCUUUAAAAGUUUAUUUUUUUCAUUUUCAGUUAUUUUUGAAGCUAAAACCUUUGUAAUAUUGUUACUAAAGUGUCUAGUUUUUUGAAAUGCAAAGCUUUAUGUAUUAACUUGCUGAUGUGGUUUACAGUAGUGCAACGACGGAAACAGUUGGUUCUGUAAAGCGACUGGGACUGGACAACUGGGUAAUAAAAUGACGGAAUGAGCCGAA